CAUAGAGCUAGCUAGCUAAGGAUUUAUAUAUCUCUAACCCGACUUGACUCGAGUUAAUAGCAAAUCAACUCGUCAAAAUGGUAGCCCUCACAACCCUCCUCCCACACAUCCUCUUCCCGCUGUAUUUCUAUCCCGACCCCGGGGCCUGGCAACCGCUGUAUACCAGUCUAUCCAGUUACCCCAGCGUGACCUUCGAUGUGAUCAUCAACCCCGAUUCCGGGCCAGGCAGCACGGUUUACCCUGAUUCGAACUUCAUUGCUGGGAUUGCGGAAUUGAAUUCAUAUCCCAAUGCCAAUCUCCUUGGUUAUGUGCACACUUCGUACGCGACUCGGAAUCUGACGGUAGUUGAGAGCGAGAUAGCGCAGUACGAGAAUUGGUCGAAGUACGAGGAUGCGGAUAUUGCCGUGGCGGGAAUUUUCUUUGAUGAGGCGCCGGAUACGUAUUCAGAGGCUUCGUAUCAGUAUAUGGAGAGCGCUGCGAGUUAUGCCGAGUCUUUGUAAGUCCUCUUUUCUCUUGGAAAGGUGUGAGUUCUGUGGCAUUGAGAUGAGUGGCUUGGAGUGAGACGAGACGAGGGAGGGAGGCAGAGAAAGACAGAAAAGCAAGGAGAACAAAAGAAGAAAUAUUGACUCGUGCUUUCAGGUCAUUACCAACAAUCAUCUUCAACCCUGGUACCGUACCGG
Mollisia scopiformis is the source of this 680-nucleotide messenger RNA. RefSeq lists its product as uncharacterized. Lineage: Eukaryota; Fungi; Ascomycota; Leotiomycetes; Helotiales; Mollisiaceae. The transcript is spliced from 2 exons. The record is from RefSeq and is a predicted model, not a curated record. The coding region runs from base 78 to 500 and encodes 140 amino acids.